Messenger RNA from Acyrthosiphon pisum (pea aphid), 1704 nucleotides. RefSeq lists its product as uncharacterized. Gene Ontology annotation, cellular component: nucleus; cytoplasmic ribonucleoprotein granule. The record is from RefSeq and is a predicted model, not a curated record. The coding region runs from base 338 to 1654 and encodes 438 amino acids. The transcript is spliced from 5 exons. Gene Ontology annotation, molecular function: mRNA binding; RNA endonuclease activity. NCBI's taxonomy places the organism in Eukaryota, Metazoa, Arthropoda, Insecta, Hemiptera, Aphididae.
CUACUGAUAACCACGGAUGUCCGUACUCCGUAGUUCAUGCUGAUAACGAAUAACGAGAUAUUGUACUGGCAUUCUAAUUUCCAAGUAUUCGAACAUUUUAAACUUUCAAGUUGUCUCUUAAAUUUCAGAAUAGCAUUUCUCUGUCGCUUGAAUUCGAAUUUUUUAUGUUCUCUUAAAGUUAUCACUAUGCUUUGUGGGGUAAUAUGAACUCUGUAGUAGUGUAGUCUUAUUCUCACGAGUUGCUAUCGCCUAGGCAACUACAAUUUAUUGUUAGUUCUUAGCAUCGCAAUUAUAAAGUUGACCUAAAACAUACAAAUGGAUCGUGAAUAAUCAAUAUAUGAUGAGAAGAGUAAAGAAUAGGAAGAAUAGGAAAAGAACAUUAAAAAAACAGCGUCGGUCUGCUAAAAAUUGUAAGCAUUUGACUGUAAAAUCCAAAACGGCAGCUAUGAACAUUAAUAAACCAAAUUCCAGUGUGGUUGAUGAAAUAGAGGAUAACAACGACAAUUCACUUUCUACUGAUGAACUUAAAAGUAUAAAAACGGUUUCUUCCAAAGUAACAGUACCAAACAUUACAAAUUAUGAAAUUAUAGAUCUUACUUAUAUUGUUGAUGGUGAUAGUACAUUUGAAAACUCCUCCACUAUUAAUCAUAAAAAAUCUGCCCUAAACAUCAAUAAUGAUAAUAUAAUAGAUAUUACCGAUAUUAAUAUCACAAGCAAUACACAGGAAGAUGUCCAUAAACAAUUUUCAAGUGAUACAAUGUUGUUUGAUGGAGAUGAUGAUGAUGUCCAAAUUAUUGAUGUUCCUACUUGUGUUCAAAAUAAAUCUAUUGAACUUGUUACUAUAUUAGACGACAGUGACAUACCAAAUACAUCAAAUCGAAAAUCUGUGAAAAAACCAAAUAGUUUUAAAUCUGUGCACGGACGUCUAGGUAUUCCUACAACAGGCACAUUUAAAAGCUCAUAUAUUAGUCCUUUACGUAACCUUAAAAGGAAAUUGGAAGAGGAAAAUAUAACUAAACUGAAUUCUUUGGGUGACAACUCAGGAGGAUUUAUUAUUGAUACACAAAAAAUGCCUUCUAAAUCACAGAAUUUUAUUACGUUAGAAAAAAAACCUGUUAAGAAGUUCAAGCCACAAGUAUCUUCAACAGGUACGACAUCUAGAACCAAAAGAAAACUACGACCAAUCAUCAUUGAUGGUUUAAAUAUUGGAUUUGCACAUGGUUCAGGAACAUUUUCGGCAAAAGGAAUCGAAUUAUGUAUACAAUAUUUCACUGAUCUAGGACAUAAGGAUGUUAUAGUAUUCAUUCCACAACAUCGACAGGGACCACCUGGGUCUACAUCAAACACAAUCUUAAAUAAUUUAGUUAAAAAAAGGCAAGUUUGUUUUACACCAAGCAGAAAAGUCCAAAACACAAGGAUGACAUGUCAUGAUGACCGAAUUAUACUCAACUAUGCCCAUAAAUGUGACGGAGUGGUUAUUUCAAAUGACAACUAUAGAGAUUUAUAUGAUGAAAGUGAUGCAUUCAAAGAUAUCAUUGAAAAUAGACAAGUAAUGGUGACAUUUGUCAAGGAUGACAUAAUCGUUCCAGAAGACCAAUACAAUCGAAGAUUAACUAUUCGGACUCUUUCAGAUAUUUUGUGUUUUCCAGAAUAAAUUUAUACUGUCUAACUGUUUAAAUAUACUUCAACAAAGUAAUAUUUUAA